Messenger RNA from Amoebophrya sp. A120, 1541 nucleotides. NCBI's taxonomy places the organism in Eukaryota, Dinophyceae, Syndiniales, Amoebophryaceae. The record is from the annotation of a GenBank genome assembly.
AUGGUGGACACCAGCGCCCUGGGCGAGGAGCGCAGCCGGUUUUUGUCCGAGCACAUGAACCCAGUGUUGCACGACCUGGUCACCGACAUCAUCUGUCACCAACCCAGCGAACCCCUGAAGUUUAUGCAGGCGUGGCUGCAGAAGCGCCUGGGCAGGCCCUCCGAUUUCGCGAUCGACAUGCAGCGGCUGAAGACCGUAGCGAGGGACAAACAGGUCGAGGCGCUGAAGCAGGAGAACAAAACACUGCACGCAACUUUGCAGAACAUGGGACAACGAGUGCAGGAAUGUUCGGACUUUGUGAACGCGCCGGAGAAAUCCGCAGCGGAGAUCGUGGAAGGAGAGGAGAAAGCUGAGGUUGAAGAGGAGGGAGAGGAGGAAGAAUAUUUGGAUGAUAGCCAGGUGCCCGUUCCAAGGAAGCGAGGAAUGGCGAUCAGCGCGGAAACGUAUGUUUUUUUCUCGCUUUUGUUGAUUUACGCUUAGUAGAGAUGCAAGGACUGCAGCUCCUUCUUCAAGACAAAAACGCAAUUUCUAUGGCAAACAAAACUUGUCAGGUUCGGUGAUGCCAAUCCAAGAACAGCCAUAGUCCCGCCCGUGCACCCGAAAACUGAUGACGAAAGGCUUCGGCUACUUCAGGUACGAAUGAUUUCCGAUUUUUUUUUAAUCCUGCAAACCGUGAUCUAUCUUCCGCAUGAAAAUAAAUAUGUUGAAGCGAGCUACUUAUAGUUAUUCAGACGGCAUGACAUCAAGCAAAAGCACUCGGUUUUUACCAAGUCGUAUCGGAUGAAAAACUACAGACCCUCGAGCAAUCUUUCCUGUGGAAUGGAUGCGCAGACGCGGUUAAAGAAAUCCUUUUAAAUGCCCUCGAGCCCGUCGCGGCCUCCAAAGGCCGCAGGGUCGUCGAGGAGAACGAAGAGGCGGACUGCAUGUACGUGGUCGAUAGCGGCAAGCUGGAAUGCUUCAAGGUGCUCGAGGGCAACCCGGACGAGCAGCUGGUGCGCACAUUGGAGCCCGGCUUGAUUCUCGGCGAAAACUGCCUGACCGAUAUGGCGCAGCGACGGGCGGUGGCGGUGGUCGCCGCGGAAGACUCGGUCUUGUACAAACUCGAGCGAACGGUCUGGCGCGCCGUGCAACAGGACCACGCGCUGCGGCAGAGGACCCAGCUACAAAAGCAUUUGCGCCGGAUUCCGAUGUUUUUCUCAUUAACCGAGGCGGAAAUCUCCCAGCUCGUCGACGCACUGAAACUCCAGCACUUCGAGGAGAUGGCGAAGGUCACCGAGCAGAAACAGCCCGGAGACUGCCUGUAUUUGGUCGCGAGUGGGUCCUUGUCUGUGAUCGAAAACGGGGUGGAGACCACAACCUACACCAUCGGCGACUAUUGGGGCGAGCUGGCGUUAGUGUUCGACCACCCGCGCCCCGCGACGGUAAAAGUACUCUCAGAAACAGCAAGCUGCUACUGUUUGAGCAGGGAAAAUUUCAAUGCCUUAAUAGGGCCGAUGCCACUGGUCUUGGCAAGGAAUCUUGUACUGCAGGAGUUUCCCUGA